AUGGCCCAACCCGCUCCUCGGUACAACAACGUCGCCCAACACCUGCAGAAACUGCCUCCUGAGACCAGCACCCUUUCGCACAAGGAGCUCGGAAAGGUAUUCUUGCAGGAAACACUCGCAGAGGCCAAAACAUAUUUUAUCGUCUACCUGCGGCUCUGUAGUCUGGACUACAGGUCGCCUCAUCCAGAAUUGACCAAGCUUAACUUCGACGCCGUCCGACUGCGUGCUGACCACCCGAACAACCGAGCCGACUACAAUUCGCGGCGCUGUCUUGGAGAAGCUGAAGCGUUAUGGACCAUACCCUCCAGCAAGUUUUUGAAAUUAUUGAUGCAGCAGAAGCGAAGAUAA
Cyclocybe aegerita is the source of this 348-nucleotide messenger RNA. Lineage: Eukaryota; Fungi; Basidiomycota; Agaricomycetes; Agaricales; Hemipholiotaceae. The record is from the annotation of a GenBank genome assembly.